This is a messenger RNA of Taeniopygia guttata (zebra finch), 6117 nucleotides long. NCBI's taxonomy places the organism in Eukaryota, Metazoa, Chordata, Aves, Passeriformes, Estrildidae. The record is from RefSeq and is a predicted model, not a curated record.
AUGGCCGAGGGGGCGUGUCCCGGCUCGGCCCCGCCCCUGGCUAAACCCCGCCCCCUGUCCCCGCAGGCCCCGCCCAUGGCCGAGGGGGCGUGUCCCGGCCCGGCCCCGCCCCCGCCGCGCGCCGUGCCGUGGUGGGGGGAGGGGCGGGGGCGGGGCCUGCCGGUGAUUGGCGGGUGGGCGGCGCCCCUGCUGCGUCCCCGGGAGACCCCGCGGCUGUUCCGGGAGCUGCCGCCCCUCCCCCCGCCCCUGCGGCACCUGCGGAGGGUCCGGGCGGGGCCCGGGGGGGCGGAGCUGCUGCUGGGCCCCGCCCACGAUGACGCCGCCCCCAUCGAUUACAUCAUCGCCGAUGACGUCACUGAUGACGUCACCGAUUACGUCACCGAUUACGUCACCGCCACCCCCGGGGCCGGAACUGGGACCAGUAAGACCAGUAACACCAGUAACACCAGUGGCACCAGUGGCACCAGUAACACCAGUGGCACCAGUAUAACCAGUAACACCAGUAACACCAGUAAGACCAGUGGCAGCCGCCUGAGCGGGGACACCGAGGGCUCCAGUUGGACCAGUAUGACCAGUGCCACCAGUAUGACCAGUGGUCCCAGUCUAACUGCUCCCAGUAUAACCAGUGCCCCCAGUCUGACUGCUCCCAGUGCUCCCAGUCUAACUGCUCCCAGUAUAACCAGUUGUGACCAGUAUGACUUCUCCCAGUAUGACCAGUGCUCCCAGUCUGACUGCUCCCAGUAUGACCAGUGCUCCCAGUCUGACUGCUCCCAGUAUGACCAGUAUGACCAGUGCUCCCAGCCUGAUUCCUCCCAGUAUAACCAGUACCCCCAGCCUGACUCCUCCCAUUGCUCCCAGUAUGACCAGUCUGACUUCUCCCAUAUGACCAGUGCUCCCAGUGUGACUGCUCCCAGUGCUCCCAGUAUGACCAGUUCCCCCAGUUGCUCAGCACUGCCAGGCACGGCAUUGGUGCCAUCGGUGUCGGUUCCAGGCGCGGUUUCGGCGUCGUUGCCGUCGGUGUUGGUGCCGUCGUUGUCGGUGCCAUCGGGGCCGGGUGUGGCAUCAGUGUCGGUGCCAUCGGUGUCGGUUCCGGGCACGGUUUCGGCGUCGGUGUCGACGCCAUCAGUGUCGGUUCCGGGCGCAGUUUUGGCAUCGUUACCGUCAGCGUCGAUGCUGUCAGUGUUGGCGCCAUUGGUGUCGGUUCCAGACACGGUUUCGGCAUCGGUGUCGUUGCCGUCUGUGUCGGUUCCGGGUGCGGUUUCAGCGUCGGUGUCAGCGCCAUCGGUGUCGGUUCCGGGCGCGGUUUCGGUGUCGAUGCCAUUGGUGUCGGUGCCAUCAGUGUCGGUUCCAGGCGCGGUUUCAGUGUCGGCGCCAUCGGUGUCGAUGCCAUCGAUGUCGGUGCCAUCGGUGUCAGUUUCGGCGUCGCUGCUGUCGGUGUCGGUGCCGUCGUUGUCGGUGCCAUCGGGGCCGGGUGUGGCAUCAGUGUCGGUGCCAUCGGUGUCGGUUCCAGACGUGGUGUCGGCGUCGGUGUCGGCGCCAUCGGUGUCGGUGUCGGUGCCGUCGAUGUCGGUGCCGGGCACAACGUCAGUGUUGGGAUCGGCGCCGUUGGCGUUGGUUCCGGGCGCAGUUUCGGCAUCGAUGCCGUCAGCGUUGAUGCCGUCGGUGUUGGUGCCAUCGGUGUCGGUUCCGGGUGCAGUUUCGGUGUCGUUACCGUCGGUAUCGGCGCCAUCGAUGCCAUCGGUGCCAUCCCCAUCCGACCCGGCUCUGGGCCCCCCGUUCCCAGUUCUCCUGCCGGGCCGCGUGCCGGCACCGGGCGCAGUUUCGGUGCCGGUGUCGGUGCCAUCGGUGUCGGUUCCAGGUGCAGUUUCGGCGUCAUUGCCGUCAGUAUCGGCACCAUCAAUGCCAUCGGCGCCGUCCCCAUCAGACCCGGCUCUGGGCCCCCCGUUCCCGGUUCUCCUGCCGGGCCGCGUGCCGGCGCCGGGCGCGGUUUCGGUACCGUCAGACCCGGCGCUGGGCCCCCCGUUCCCGGUGCUCCUGCCGGGCCGUGUGCCGGCACCGGGCGCGGUUUCGGUGCCGUUACCGUCGGUUUCGGUGCCGUUACCGUCAGACCCGGCUCUGGGCCCCCCAUUCCCGGUGCUCCUGCCGGGCCGCGUGCCGGCACCGGGCACAGUUUCGGUGCCGUUACCGUCGGUUUCGGCACCGUUACCAUCAGACCCGGCUCUGGGCCCCCCAUUCCCGGUGCUCCUGCCGGGCCGCGUGCCGGCACCGGGCGCGGAGGCGUCGGCGGCGCGCCGGGCGGGGCUGUGGCCGUGGCGGGGCCGUGGGGUGCCGCGGUCGGUGCCACCGGCGCUGUCACCGCGGGAGGUGGCGGUGGCACGCGUGGCCAUGGCGGUGGCACGCGCCGCGGGCGCCGGGAGGGCGGCGGGGGCGGCGGCGGUGGAGCCGCGCAGCGGGCGGGUGGUGGCCGUGGGGUGGGACCGGCGUGGGGACGGUGGGGACACCAACGGGGACAUUGGGGACAUGGGUGGGGACGGCGGGUGGCACCCGCUGCGGCACGCCGCCAUGGACUGCAUCGCACGCGCGGCGCGGGCGCGGUGUGGACACCGAGGGGACACCGUGAGGACAUCAAAAAGUGGCCACCAUGGGUGUGGGGACAUCAAGGACAGUGUGGGGACAUCAAAAAGUGGCCACCAAGAACCAGGGGACAUCAGGGGUGGCAUGGGGACAUCAGAGAGUGGCCACCAAGGACCAGGGGACACCAUGGGGACAGCACGAUGUGGCCACCAAAGGGACAUCAGGGAUGGCGUGGGGACAUCAAAAAGUGGCCACCAAGGACCAGGGGACAUCAGGGACAGGUUGGGGACACCAAAAAGUGGCCACCAAGGACCAGGGGACAUCAAGGACAGUGUGGGGACACCUAAAAGUGGCCACCAAGCGGACAUCAGGGAUGGCACGGGGACAUCAGAGUGUGGCCACCAAGGAGACGGUGCAGGGACACCAAAAAGUGGCCACCAAGGACAAGGUGACAUCAGGGAUGGCACGAGGACAUCAAAAAGUGGCCACCAAGGGUGUGGGGACAUCAGGGACAGCACUGCAGUGGCGCGGUGUCACCAAUGUCAUGGUGACCAUGGCACUGGGGACAGCAUGAGGACAGCACGGUGUCACCAAGGACGAGGUGACAUCACGGACACCGUGGGGACACCGCGGUGUCACCAAGGACGCGGUGACACCGGGGACAGCACCGGGAACCUGCGGUGUCACCAAGGACAAGGUGACUUCGGGGACAGCACGAGGACACCGUGGUGUCACCAAGGACAAGGUGACAUCAGGGACAGCACCGGGACACCGCGGUGUCACCAAGGGCGCGGUGACAUCGGGGACAGCGUGGGGACACCACGGUGUCACCAAGGACGAGGUGACACCGUCACGGCGCGGCGCAGGGGACACCCCGGGGGAGGGGACGGCGGCGUCGGGGCCAAGGUGGCCAAGGUCAGCUCUGAUGACGUCAUCGCCGGCCACCGUGACGUCACCGCGGGUGACAGCGACCCUGGGGACACCGGUGACGUCAUCACCGACUGCGGCAUCGGUGACGUCACCGUGGACCUGAGAGGUCACAUGCCAGGAGUGACCGAGGAACCCAAUGCCACCUCUGGUGCCACCAAUGAUGUCACCAUGGCCAACAUUCCCAUGGACUUGGUGGCCCUCGGUGACAUCCCCAUGGAGCUGAGGGGUUACAUCAUGCCAGGAGUGACCGAGGAACCCAAUGCCACCCCUGAUGCCACCUCUGGUGCCACCAAUGAUGUCACCAUGGCCAAAAUCCCCAUGGACCUCAGGGGUGACACGGACCCAGGAGUGACCGAGGAACCCAAUGCCACCCUUGAUGCCACCUCUGGUGCCACCAAUGAUGUCACCACCACCAUCCACGGCGUCCCCAUGGACCUGGUGGCCUUUGGUGACAUCCCCAUGGACCUGAGGGGUCACAUGGACCCAGGAGUGACCGAGGAACCCAAUGCCACCCCUGAUGCCACCAACCACGUCCCCAUGGCCAACAUCCCCAUGGACCCAGGAAUGACUGAGGACCCCAAUGCCACCUCUGAUGCCACCUCUGGUGCCACCAACGAUGGCCCCAUGGACCUGGUGGCCCUCGGUGACAUCCCCAUGGACCUGAAGGGUCACAAGGACCCAAGAGUGACUGAGGAACCCAAUGCCACCUCUGAUGCCACCAACGACGUCCCCACGGCCACCAUCCACGGCGUCCCCCUGGACCUGCUGGCGCUGGGCGACGUCCCGCUGGACCUGACGGGUUACGUCAUCCCGGGGGCGGCCGAGUGCCGCGAUGCCAUCCCUGGUGCCACCAAUGAUGUCACCAUGGCCAACAUCCCCAUGGACCUGAAGGGUCACAUGGACCCAGGAGUGACCAAGGACCUCGAUGCCACCCCUGAUGCCACCUCUGAUGUCACCAUGGACCUGAGGGGUCAAACGGACCCAGGAGUGACCGAGGAGCCCAAUGCCACCUCUGAUGCCACCAAUGAUGUCACUAUGGACCUGAUGGGUCACAUCAUGCCAAGAAUGACCGAGGACCUCAAUGCCAUCUCUGAUGUCACCAUGGCCAAAAUCCCCACGGACCUGAUGGGUCACAUGGACCCAGGAGUGACCAAGGAACCCAAUGCCACCCCUGAUGCCACCAACGACGUCCCCAUGGCCACCAUCCACGGCGUCCCCCUGGACCUCCUGGCGCUGGGCGACGUCCCGGUGGACCUGACGGGUUACGUCAUCCCGGGGGUGGCCGAGUGCCACGAUGCCACCCCUGGUGACAACGGUGACAACGGUGACAACGGUGACAACGAGGGGUACCUUCUGUUGGGCUGCGACGUGUUCGUGACGCGGGAGCCGUGCGCGCUCUGCGCCAUGGCGCUGCUCCACGCCCGCGUGCGCCGCGUCUUCUACGGCCGCGCCAGCGCCCAGGGAGCGCUGGGCACCCGCUACGGGCUGCACGGGCACCCGCGCCUCAACCACCGCUACCGGGUGUGGGAACUGGGAACUGGGAGCACUGGGAGUACUGGGAGCACUGGGAGAACUGGGAGAACUGGGAAUGGGUGAUUGGGGACAUUGGUGGGACAUUGAUGGACAUUGAUGGGACAUUGGGCACGGGCACCCGUGGCUCAACCACCGCUACCGGGCCUGGGAGAUGGGCACUGGGGGAACUGGGAGAACUGGGAGAACUGGGAAUGGGUGAUUGGGACGUUGGUGGGACAUUGAUGGACAUUGAUGGACAUUGGUGGGACAUUGGGGACACCGGGCACGGGCACCCGCGCCUCAACCACCGCUACCGGGCCUGGGAGAUGGGCACUGGGGGAACUGGGAGAACUGGGAUGGGCACUGGGAGAACUGGGAAUGGGUGAUUUGAGAUGUUGGUGGGACAUUGAUGGACAUUGAUGGGACAUUGAUGGACAUUGGGCACCCGCUACGGGCUGCACGGGCACCCGCGCCUCAACCACCGCUACCGGGCCUGGGAGAUGGGCACUGGGGGAACUGGGAGAACUGGGAUGGGCACUGGGAGAACUGGGAGCACUGGGAAUGGGUGAUUGGGGAUACUGGGAGAACUGGGAAUGGGUAAUUGGGGACAUUGGUGGGACAUUGGGCACCCGCUACGGGCUGCACGGGCACCCGCGCCUCAACCACCGCUACCGGGUCUGGGAGAUGGGCACUGGGGGAACUGGGAGCACUGGGAGAACUGGGAUGGGCACUGGGAGAACUGGGAGAACUGGGAAUGGGUGAUUGGGGACGUUGGUGGGACAUUGAUGGGACAUUGAUGGACAUUGGUGGGACAUUGGGUGUGUGCCAUGGUUGGCACUGGGAUGGGCACUGGGAGGACUGGGAUGGGCACUGGGAGAACUGGGAGCACUGGGAUGGGCACUGGGAGAACUGGGAGCACUGGGAAUGGGUGAUUGGGACGUUGGUGGGACAUUGAUGGACAUUGGUGGGACAUUGGUGGGACAUUGGGCACCCGCUACGGGCUGCACGGGCACCCGCGCCUCAACCACCGCUACCGGGCCUGGGAACUGGGGACUGGGGGAACUGGGAGAACUGGGAUGGGCACUGGGAGCACUGGGAGCA